GUCACACGUAAAGUCAAUAAUGGGCAGUUUCACGAAAUCGUUAAGUAUAUAAUAAGGUACCCUCGGUAGAUGGAAUCAUUCGAAUCUCAACCCGCUAACGAAAUGGCAACCAAAGUUAUUUUAGUCUUUGCAAUUUGUUUAAUGUCGUGCUGCAUGGCAUCGCACGUGGUACCAGCGUUUGGAGCAGCCUACGUCGCCCCAUAUGCCAGUUCGUACACGGCCCAUGUCGUGAACCACGCGGUUGCCGCCCCCGUAGUUGCGCCAGUUGCAGCGUACAGCGCGUAUUCAGCUUUACCAUAUCCUUACACCGCACCCUUAAUUCUGAAGAGAUAACUGCCAGUAUGCCUAAUGUGAAUUUUGACGUUUUG
This is a messenger RNA of Photinus pyralis (common eastern firefly), 368 nucleotides long. RefSeq lists its product as uncharacterized. The record is from RefSeq and is a predicted model, not a curated record. Lineage: Eukaryota; Metazoa; Arthropoda; Insecta; Coleoptera; Lampyridae. The coding region runs from base 70 to 333 and encodes 87 amino acids. The transcript is spliced from 2 exons.